AUGGCAAAUGGUUGGAAUCUAACUAACUUCGAGCCAGCCUGGUUAAAAAUUCAAAAUAGUGAGAAGAGUGGACCGAAGUUUAGUUUCGAUCGAAAUCGUUCGGUAAAUAAUUCACAAACAUCAAAUAGAAGUGAUACAUCAACAUCGUCAAAUUCAUCAUCGCCUGGAGCAGUGACAAAUUCAGCCAUCCAUAAUAACAAUUCUAAUGGCGGAGAUAAAAGAAACGAACGUUGUCGAAAUAAAUCCAUCGAGCCAGUAAAUGACCAAGAUCUAUAUCCAGAAUCGUCGAAUGGCGGCGGAUAUUUCUCAAAUCAACAGCCUCAACAAACAAGGUCAUAUAGCCGAGAAAGAAUGGCAAUCACAACCAGCCCGUAUAUGUUGCAAAAAAUUAUUCUCUCGGGGGAAAAACCUCUUUCAACUGAAACAAAUCUUAGUGUGAAUUUAUAUUUGCAGAAUCCUUCGUUCACUCAUACUGACUCACAAGAUUGUGUCGAUAACAAUAAUUCUUCAGCAUCCGGUUAUUUUAACGGAUUUCGUUCAUCAUGUGGUGGCAGUAGUCAACGUCGUCAACAUUCUACAUCAUCCUAUAGCAAUAAUGACGAACAACGUAGUUAUCAGAAGUAUAAUAAUUCAACGACAGCGACACUACAGACAAAUAGAAAUAGCAAUGGAGGUCAUUAUUAUCAAAGUCCUUAUCACAAUAAUUCACCAUCAACAAAUCAUUCUUCAUAUCAUAAUUAUCAUUACGGCACAAAUCAACAUAAUGGAAAUACAGCAACAUUCGCAGGCAAAGGCGAAAACUCAGUGAACGAUACCGGCAAUAAUAAUAAUACCAGCAUCGAAAUCAGCAACGAGAGUGCAAAUGGAAACCAAUCAAACGAAGGUGGUUUUGAUCCACUUGAACAAGAUUUUCCGUCGCUUGGCGGAAGAAAAACAUUUGGUAUAAAAUCACACUUAUCUACCGGUAGCAGUGACGGCAAUGAAGCUGUCAAUGGUACUGAUCAUUAUAGCCCAAAAUCGACAUUUUCAACAAAUGGUACAGAUGGCAAUUCGAUUAAUUCAACAUCAUUAUCACCUUCAAGUAGUAUUUGGGCAAAUGCAGCUGAGAAACUACGUUCAAGCCAUUUUGAUCAAAAUAUUGCAAUAUCUCCUGUUCAUCCUGUUAAAAUUCUCGAACGAUCAUCAUCGUCUUCAUCAGCAACGAAUACAUUAACACGUCCCAGCAAUCAUUUUACACCCAGUCGUAUUUUAUCACGAAAAGAUCGUUUAUCAAGUGUAUCCAACAAUUCGUCAUUAACAUCAGCAUCAUUAUCGAAUUCAAACGCAAAUUUAUUAUUGAAUAACAGUUUAAACUCAAAACCAAUUGUCCUAGAGUUACCGACAAAUUGUAUAACACAAACAAAAAAUAUGGAUAAACGAAGUGAAUUUUUUAAUUCUUUAAAAAAUCCUACAACCACCAGCAACAGUCAGCAUCAGUCAGUAUCGGCAAUAAAUGGUGGUGGUAGCGAAAUAAAAACGAACGACUGUGUGCCAUCGAAACGAUCUUCAUCGAAUGACACUACUAUCGAUAAUGAUUGUAUGGUGAAAGAUUCCAACGUAUCCUUAUCACCUAAUACUGAUCUAACACAAACACCAUCAAUACCAAUGCCUGAACCUCAAGAAGAAAAAGAACUAUUAGCUCGAAUGGGUUGGAAGGAAAAUGAUGAUCAAAUUUACACAAUAACAGAAGCUGAUAGAGAAGAGUUUGAAAAUAAAAUGAAACUGAUAACGAAAAGCCAAGAGAAGAAGUACUCAUAUUUAAUACGUGCCAAGUACUUGGAAGAACUUCGAACACUUGCAUAUAUUUCGCAAGUACUUACCAAGCCUUGUGUGAAAGAUAUUGGCAUCGAAGAUCAAGGUCGAAGUCAAAAUUUUACAGAAAAUAAUAAAGCGUUUAUAUUAUUGAUAAAUUAUAACAAAAGUGAAACACGGAUUCUUACGACAAGUAAUGAAGAACAUAAAAUUAUUAUCGUUGGUUUGGAUAAUGCAGGAAAAACAACAAUUUUAUAUCAGUUUUUAAUGAAUGAAGUUGUUCAUACAUCACCAACAAUUGGCAGUAACGUUGAAGAAGUGAUAUUUAAAAAUAUUCACUUUCUCAUGAUGGAUAUUGGUGGACAAGAAUCGCUACGAUCAUCUUGGUCAACAUAUUAUUCUCAUACUGAAUAUGUUAUAUUAGUUGUGGAUUCAACCGAUCGUGAAAGAUUACCAUUAUCAAAACAAGAACUAUUUCGAAUGUUACAAAGUGAAGAUUUACGGACAGCAAGUGUUCUUAUAUUUGCUAAUAAACAAGAUAUUAGAGAUGCAAUGACAUCGGCCGAAAUAUCAAAGCAAUUAUCUCUGACAUCAAUCAAAGAUCACGCAUGGCAUAUUCAAGCCUGCUGUGCUCUCACAGGAGAAGGACUAUAUCAGGGAUUAGAUUGGAUUGCGAGUAGGCUAAAGAAAUGA
Didymodactylos carnosus is the source of this 2484-nucleotide messenger RNA. Lineage: Eukaryota; Metazoa; Rotifera; Eurotatoria; Philodinida; Philodinidae. The record is from the annotation of a GenBank genome assembly.